Molecule: messenger RNA, 1230 nt
Organism: Anisakis simplex (herring worm)
Lineage: Eukaryota; Metazoa; Nematoda; Chromadorea; Rhabditida; Anisakidae
Source: the annotation of a GenBank genome assembly
AUGGAUGGCAUCGAUCCGGACACUCUUCUGGAGUGGCUGCAAACGGGGGUGGGCGAUGAACGCGAUUUACAGAUGAUGGCAUUAGAGCAGUUGUGUAUGUUGUUGCUGAUGAGUGACAAUAUCGAUCGAUGCUUCGAGAGUUGUCCUCCGAGGACGUUCCUUCCAGCGCUUUGUAAGAUAUUUCUCGAUGAAAGCGCCACUGAAAAUGUUCUCGAGGUGACAGCUCGAGCAAUAACCUAUUAUUUGGAUGUAUCAAAUGAAUGUACUCGUCGCAUAACACAAGUCGAUGGCGCUGUUAAAGCAAUCUGCAAUCGAUUAGCUGCUGCCGAAAUGGGCAAUCGAACAAGCAAAGAUCUUGCUGAACAGUGCGUAAAGUUAUUGGAGCACAUUUGUCAGCGAGAGACUUCGGCCGUUUACGAUGCAGGUGGUUUACAGUGUAUGCUGUCACUUGUUAUACAGCAUGGACAGUCCGUUCAUAAGGAUACAAUGCAUUCAGCGAUGUCAGUAGUGACAAGACUUUGCAGUAAAAUGGAACCAGCCGAUUCGACAAUGCCUGAGUGCAGUGCCAGUCUUGGUACACUGCUUGCACACGACGAUCCAAAGGUAUCAGAAUGUGCGCUUCGAUGUUUUGCCGCACUGACGGAUCGUUUCAUUCGCAAAGGAUUGGAUCCCGUCGAAAUGGUACGUCACGGUGACUUAGUAAAUCAUUUACUAAAAGCCUUAGUACCACUGCCAUCGGUCUCGUCGACAGUGUCGCUGAGCGGUGCGCAGCAGAAUCUGAACACUGUGGCCUCACAAGCGUCCAUACUCUCAGCGGAUUCGAACGCAUCCUCAUCGACACCAACACAAUCGCAGUCACAAACACAUCGAUCGACUUCAUUCACGUCGAUUGUCAUCUCUCUGCUGAGCAAUCUCUGUCGUGGAUCGUCUGCAGUCACUCAGCAAUUGAUCAGUUCACCUUUGCUGGUGCCAGCGCUUCGAGCUGUGUUAACGAACAAAGACGAACGUUGUGUGAUGGACACGUUACGACUGUGUGAUCUUUUGGUGGUUUUAUUGUGCGAAGGUCGUAACGCUCUGCCCCGAACCACUGCAUGCUCGACGGUCGUGUCGAGAUCUGAGAAUGCAGGUAACGCUUUCGAGCGAUCUCAUCGACAUCUCAUUGAUGCAAUCAGACAGCGUGAUACGGACGCGUUGAUUGAUGCUGUUGAGUCAGGACAGGUGAAUGUUUAA